This is a messenger RNA of Manihot esculenta (cassava), 606 nucleotides long. RefSeq lists its product as uncharacterized. NCBI's taxonomy places the organism in Eukaryota, Viridiplantae, Streptophyta, Magnoliopsida, Malpighiales, Euphorbiaceae. Bases 217 to 606 code for a protein of 129 amino acids. The record is from RefSeq and is a predicted model, not a curated record. The transcript has 2 exons.
GAUAGAUGGCAAAGGUUGGUUGAAGCAGCACCAUUACAUGGGCCACUACAUUAUCAUUCCGAGUACCUCGAAUGGUAUAGACGAGUUUCUCGUCGAUGGAUAUCGCAUCGUGGUGCAGCUAUUGGCACUGUGGAGGAUGGUAUCGAGAAUAUACAUUUAAUUAAUCGACAGUUUCCUAAUCUGGGCACAGAUCUUAUUGAAAGACAAACAACAACAAUGUUCUAUGCCAUGGAAGAAGAGAAACGAAUAACAGAGAUACCUCCACCACAGCCAGCACCUCGGGCGCAACCUAUGCCAGAUGACCCUGAAGAGCUUGUUCACCCGCCGAGGAGGCCUAGGCGUAGACGUAGCUCUCGCCAACAAGCUGAUCCUGAUGUACAUACUACUGUCCCGGCAAAUGUCAUCAUUCCGGAACCCGUUUCAUUCCACACUCAUCGAUCAUUUGGUGAGAUUGGACAGUUUUCAGCAGGUCCUAGUGUUCCACAAGAAGGUGGAUCACAAUAUACUACGCGGACACAUGGUAGUUAUAUGCCACCACCUCAUAUAACCCCAACACAGUGGUCCUUCCAGCAGGUUGGUAUUCAAGAUAAUCCAUUUCAGAUGUAG